AUGUCUUCCCCAGGUCUUCGAGCAUUGAGCCCAAUCUCUCUGAUUCUAGUUUGCCUGCAUGCCAGCCUCUUGUUUUUCGUUAAUUGCGGGUCAGUAGGCCAGGUUGAGGCCACUUCAAGCCCAUUGUCCAAGACCGAAAUGGGCCUCCAUAAUCACCCUGAACCUCUUAUGCACGGCCGAUUGUUUGAGAAUGACGAGGAGCUGGCACUGCUACAGACUGGUGAUCUGGAGCCUGAUGACGAGGCGGCUGGAUUCACUGAUCUAAUUCCGAUUGACGAUGUCGAUGGAGAACUGGAAAAACGCGGAGUCCGCCACUUUUGGAAACGAGGCGGUCGCCGUUUUUGGAAGCGAGGUGGAGGCCGCAGAUUUUGGAAGCGAAGUGGAGCACGCAGAUUCUGGAAGAGAGGCCCUAUUAGAGCCUUCUGGUAG
Messenger RNA from Protopolystoma xenopodis, 429 nucleotides. Lineage: Eukaryota; Metazoa; Platyhelminthes; Monogenea; Polystomatidea; Polystomatidae. The record is from the annotation of a GenBank genome assembly.